AUGGCUUUGGUAGAGACUCGUAUCAAUUACUUCAACCCCCCUGCGGACGGAUCUAAACCGUACCAGUGGAUAACAGAGGGCUAUCCAGGUGGAGGUCCCAUGCGGAACUGGGAACCCCUCGAGCACGAUGUUCGGGUUCAAAACAUCCGCGGCCAGGAGACUGGUCCCGAGUACAAACUCGACACGACCGGAUUCGAGUUCCACCGCAUCCCAAACAAGGCCAAUGUCGAUUUCAACGAUGAUGAAGAUAUUAAAGCAAAGUACUAUGCCGAAUCGAUUGAGAACAUCAAGAACAUUACCGGAGCUUCAAGGGUUGUCAUUUUCGACCAUACAUUGAGGAAACCUCGUCCUGCUGGGACACCUGAAACACCCGAGAACAGGUCGCCCGUCAAGUUGGCUCAUGUCGAUCAGACCAACGAAUCCGCUAAACGUCGUGUUCAUCUACAUCUCCCUGAAUCAGACGUCCCGGGCCUCCUCUCGAAGCGGUUCCAGAUUAUUAACCUCUGGCGGCCGAUCAGCAAUGCUGCAUGGCAGCUUCCCCUUGCGCUAUGUGAUUUCCGGUCUGUCCAGAAUGGGGACUUUGUGCCUUCUACGCUCAAGUAUCUGGAUCGAGAUGGCGAGACAUUGGCUGUGAAGUAUAACCCAGAACACAAGUGGAAAUACUUGGCGGGUAUGACUCCGGAUGAAUUUGUUUUGAUCAAGUGCUUCGAUUCGGUGCAGGACAAUGGCAUUGCUACAUUCACUCCGCAUACAGCUAUUGAAGAUCCCACUACACCUUCGAAUGCACCUGAUCGCCAGUCCAUUGAGCUCCGUGCACUUGUUUUCUAUGACUAA
Molecule: messenger RNA, 834 nt
Organism: Rhizoctonia solani
Lineage: Eukaryota; Fungi; Basidiomycota; Agaricomycetes; Cantharellales; Ceratobasidiaceae
Exons: 6
Coding region: 1-834 (277 amino acids)
Molecular function (GO): oxidoreductase activity
Source: RefSeq, a predicted model, not a curated record